This is a messenger RNA of Nematolebias whitei (Rio pearlfish), 1776 nucleotides long. RefSeq names its product tripartite motif-containing protein 16-like. NCBI's taxonomy places the organism in Eukaryota, Metazoa, Chordata, Actinopteri, Cyprinodontiformes, Rivulidae. Bases 16 to 1677 code for a protein of 553 amino acids. The transcript has a single exon. The record is from RefSeq and is a predicted model, not a curated record. Gene Ontology annotation, molecular function: zinc ion binding; protein binding.
ACGCUGAGAGGUGAAAUGGCGCAGAAAGGAGUUCAGCUGGACAGAGAGAGUUUCUCUUGUUCCAUAUGUCUGGAUCUACUGAAGGAUCCGGUGGCUACUCCCUGUGGACACAGCUACUGCAUGAAGUGUAUUGAAGAGUUCUGGGAUGGAGAGGAUCAGAAGAAGAUCCACAGCUGCCCUCAGUGCAGGAAGACCUUCACGCCGAGGCCUGCUUUGCAGAAAAACAUCAUGCUAGCAGCUUUAGUUGAGCAGCUGAAGAAGAGUGGACUCCAAGCUGCUCCUGCUGAUCACAGCUGUGCUGGACCUGAAGAUGUGGCCUGUGAUGUCUGCACUGGAAGAAAACUAAAAGCCAUCAAGUCCUGUUUGACGUGUUUGGUCUCUUACUGUGAGGAACACGUCCAGCCUCAUUAUGCUGUUGCUCAGUUAAAGAAACAUCAGCUGGUGGAGCCCUCCAAGAAGCUCCAUGAGAACAUCUGCUCUCGCCACGAUGAGGUGAUGAAGAUGUUCUGUCGCACUGAUCAGCAGAGCAUCUGUCAUGUCUGCACGGUGGAUGAACAUAAAGGCCACGACAUCGUCUCAGCUGCGGCUGAAAGGAGAGAGAAGCAGAAGGAGCUCCAGGUGAGGAGAGAGGACAUCCAGCAGAGAAUCCAGAGCAGAGAGAAAGAUGUGAAGCAGCUUCAGCAGCAGCUGGAGGCCAUCAACGUCUCUGCUGAUAAAACAGCGGAGGACAGUGAGAAGAUCUUCAGUGAGCUCAUCCGGCUCGUCCAGAAAAGAAGCUCUGAAGUGAAGCAGCAGAUCAGAUCCCAGCAGGAAACUGAGGCCAGUCGAGUCCGAGAGCUUCAGGAGAAGCUGGAGCAGGAGAUCACUGAGCUGAAGAGGAAAGAUGCUGAGCUGAAGCAGCUCUCACACACAGAGGACCACAACCAGUUUGUCCACAACUACCAGUCAGUGUCAGCACUGGGUGAGUCUCCACACUCAUCCAGCAUCGAUGUUGCUCCUCUGAGAUCCUUUGAAGAUGUGACAGCAGCUGUGUCACAGCUCAGAGACAAACUGCAGGACACCCUGAGAGACACGUGGACAAACAUCUCACUGAGAGGGGCUGAAGGUUUACUGUCAGAACCAGAACCAGAACCAGAGAGCAGAGCUGACUUCUUCAGAUAUUCAUGUGAGAUCACUCUGGAUCCAAACACAGCUCACAAACACCUGUUAUUAUCUGAGGGGAACAGAAAAGUAACACACUUCCUUCAAGAUCAGUUUUAUCCUCAUCAUCCAGGGAGGUUCACUUCAUGUCCUCAGAUUCUGAGUAAAGAGAGUCUGACUGGACGUUGUUACUGGGAGGUGAAGUUGGGAGAAACGGGAGGUAGAGUAGCAGUCGCAUACAAGGAUGUGGAUAAAAAAAGGAGUGUAUUUGGAUUUAAUGAUAAAUCCUGGUCUUUAGUUUGUUACCUAAACAGUAAUCAGUUUCUUCACAACAACAUCAGCACUCCCAUCUCAGAUCGUGUUUUGUCCAGAGUUGGAGUGUACCUGGAUCACAGAGCAGGUGUUCUGUCUUUCUACAGCGUCUCUGAGACCAUGACUCUCCUCCACAAAGUCCAGACCUCCUUUACUCGACCACUACAUGCUGGAAUAUUUCUCUAUAAGUAUGGAGCCACAGCUGAGAUCUGUAAACUGAAAUAAUUGUCUGUUCUUGUUUGUUGCUGGAAGUUUCUUGUUGUGUUGUCUCCACUGCUCAGAGAUCAACGUGUCCAACAGUUUUUGUGGACAUUAUUGUCCCAU